AUGGUAAACCCACCUCAGCCUAGGCAACAGCCUCCCACAUCUCCACGCGUAUCGCAGUCUCAAGCAUCAAUCAAGCACCAAUCACCAAACAUCUCCCACAGCCAAUUGCAUGGUCAUUCACACCCACAUACACAUCCACUGAUUCAUCACACAUCUACUACAUCCUCUACCUCCUCAACCCAAUCACUGUCAUCCGCUAAUCACCACUCGCAUGGACACAGCCACAGUAUUGGCAGUGGCAGUGGCAGUGGUAUUGGUAAUGGUGCUCAUCAACAACAGCAGCAGCAGCAACAUGGUUCAAAUCGUCCUUCGCGUAAACCGUCAAUUGUUGAACUAUUAAGCUCUCCACCGCCAUUACCUUCUCCCGACCACGAUGACCCAAUCCAUCAUUUGAGUCUAUCAAGAAACCCAUCUAUUAGCUCGAGAACUUCUACUGGAUCAUACAAUCCAUUCAAUAGCACUCAUCAAUCCUCAAUUAGUGGUGCUGGAACUGGAACUGGAACUGUAACUGGAUCCAAUUCAAUCUAUGGCUCAAAUACCGGUAUUGACUGGAGUGAUUUGCUAUUAACUGAAGUCAAUGAACCUAGUAAAUUGAUUCACAUCCACAAAUCGCACUCGGUUCAAGCUGCAUUUGAGACCUUGAUGAAGAAUGGAUUAACAAGCGUCCCAGUCUCAGUUUCCAAAGAUGACCCAAAUGACUUGAGAAACUGUUUGACCUUUGAUUAUAGCGAUUUAAACACUUAUUUGUUGUUGAUCAUGAACAAGAUUGACUACAACGAGUUAAACGUUGAUGAAAUUGGUGAUGAGAAAACCAGUUUAAAAGAAAAACACGACAUUGUAGUUGAAGCCAUAAACAAGGCCAAAAAGGGUGAAGAAGUACCCGUUGAGUUUAUUAUCAAGUUGCAUCCUAAAAACCCCUUUAUUAAAUUCAGCGAGGCAGAUACAUUGUUCUCGGUGAUGGAAACAUUGGGUAAUGGUGUCCAUAGGGUUGCCAUUACUGAUGAAGAAGGCUUAAAGAUUACAGGUAUUCUUUCGCAAAGAAGAUUGCUCAAGUAUAUGUGGGAGAACGCCAGAAGAUUCCCACUGUUGGAAUUUUAUCUCCAGUCUACUUUGCAAGACUUGAAAAUUGGCUCUAAUAACCCAAUAACUAUCUAUGAUGACCAACCGGUAUUAGAUGCCUUGCACAAGAUGUUCAAUGAAAAUGUUUCUUCGCUUGCAGUUAUUGACAGAUCGAAGAAUCUUAUUGGAAAUAUUUCCAUUGUGGAUGUGCGGAACUUGACCAGUUCCAAAAACUCGCACUUGUUGUACAAAUCAGUGUUGAACUUUAUCAGCUACAACUUGUCGCAAAAGGGUAUUGAAGAAGGUCAGGACCAGUUUCCUAUUUUCCAUGUAAAUAACCAAAGUUCAUUAGGAAGAGUGAUUGCCAAGCUAGUUGCUACUCAAUCUCAUAGAUUAUGGGUUGUAGACUCGUCAAGAAAAGCUAGCUCUGUUUCAUCGCAAAGUGCAAGUGCGCCAAAUAGUGGUAUAAACAGUGGAAGUGUUGUUUUUGGAACCCCGCAACCAGUGGAUGCACCAAUUACAAAUAAGGCUACAAGUGUUGAAGCCGCAUUGAUGAGCAAUCCACCAAUAUCACAUCAUGGUAGCACCAGUGGUGUUAGUGGUGCCAGUGGAACCAGUGGAACCAGUGGUGCUAGUUUAGCUGCUAGUGCCGUACAACAAGAGGCAGGAUAUACUGGUGGUACGGGUAAACUCAUUGGUGUUGUAACAUUGACUGAUAUCUUGGGAGUGUUUGCCAAUUCAAAAGGUAGAAGAACAGAUCCGCAAUCGGCUAGGAAUCAGAGAAGGAGAAGCUCAACAUCAACUACAAGAUCCUCUAUUGAUAGUUCCUUGAGUAUCGACAACACCGUGGCUGGUGCAACUGGCAGUGGCAGUGGCAGUGGCAGUGGCAACAAUAACAAUAACAAUACCAAUAUCAGUGGUAACAGUAGUAACAGUCACAGUGGAAGUAGUGCCAACCUAACUGGUCCAAGAGUAAGCAAUACUGAUGCUAGUAGUGAGAUUUUCAGAAAACAGUUUGUGAAAUCGCAAGAGAAUGCAUUUGCAAAGGAAUAA
Molecule: messenger RNA, 2112 nt
Organism: Lodderomyces elongisporus
Lineage: Eukaryota; Fungi; Ascomycota; Pichiomycetes; Serinales; Debaryomycetaceae
Gene: SDS24
Product: Sds24p
Exons: 1
Coding region: 1-2112 (703 amino acids)
Biological process (GO): cellular response to glucose starvation
Molecular function (GO): protein serine/threonine phosphatase inhibitor activity
Source: RefSeq, a predicted model, not a curated record